Eruca vesicaria subsp. sativa (arugula) is the source of this 1576-nucleotide messenger RNA. The record is from the annotation of a GenBank genome assembly. Lineage: Eukaryota; Viridiplantae; Streptophyta; Magnoliopsida; Brassicales; Brassicaceae.
UCUCAGUCACCCUCUUAAUCCUUCACAAAACUUUUGAAGUUUUCACACCAUUAUUAAUUUCUUUCGAAACACUUAUCUUAAUUUUAAGUCUUUGGAGAAUUUCUGUCCUAAAAUAGUCUCUUCUUUUUUUUUGUUCAGAUAAUGUUCUUGUCACAUAAAGAAUGCAAGCGACUUAAUUUACAAUAUUUUAUUAACAAUAAAACGUGUGUCGAAAAAAGUUUCUAUUUCUGGAUUUUCCAAAUACCAACCGUUGUAGCAUCUUGAUCGUGUCUUAAAUCAUAAUCUGAAUUCUAAACACUCACGUGCGGCAAGAUUUCGCAGUUUCUUGUGUAACAAGUCACUUACGGUCAGGGAUUUUGCAAAUGGGAAGUUCAUGUUUACCUCCAGGAUUCCGCUUUCAUCCUACUGAUGAAGAACUCAUCGACUAUUACCUGAAAAGAAAAGUCGAAGGUCUCGAAAUCGAGCUUGAAGUCAUUCCCCUUAUUGACCUUUAUAAAUUUGAUCCGUGGGAGUUACCAGACAAGUCUUUUCUACCAAACCGGGACAUGGAAUGGUUCUUCUUCUGUUCAAGGGACAAAAAAUAUCCUAAUGGUUUUCGUACAAACCGAGGAACAAAGGCCGGUUAUUGGAAAGCAACCGGAAAAGACAGGAAAAUUACUUGUCGUUCAUCUACUACAAUCGGCUAUAGAAAAACCCUAGUUUUCUAUAAAGGUCGUGCCCCAUUAGGUGAUAGAACCACUUGGCUCAUGCAUGAAUAUCGACUAUGCGAUGAAGAUACUUCAUCACAAGGAUCACAACAUUACAAGGGAGCUUAUGUGUUAUGUCGUGUGGCUAAGAAGAAUGAGAUCAAGACAAAUUCGAAAAUCCGAAGAAACCUAAGUGAACAAACACUUGGAUCAGGAGAAAGUUCGGGUUAUUCUAGUCGAGUGACUUCACCUAGUCGGGAUGGAACGAUGCCGUUUCACUCAUUUGUCAAUCCGGUUUCUACUGAAAUAGGCUCUUCCAACAUUUGGAUGUCACCUGAUUUCAUCCUCGAUUCUUCAAAAGACUAUCCUCAAAUCCAAGAUUUUGCAUCUGAGUACUUACAAGACUUUGAUUUUCCUGUUAUCGGUCAAGUAGAUUUUCCAGCGAGUAUCUUGCAUACCAAUGUAGAUCAGCACAUGGAUGAAUCUAUGCAAACCGGCUAUUGGACAAACUGUGGAUACGACCAAACCGGUUUAUUCAGUUACUCAGAGCUCUCCUAGACGGAGUCUCGUUUGAAGUCUCUCUUCUUUUACUCGAAAAGAAAAAAAAGAAGUCUCUCUUGUAAGACCAAAACGCCUUUUAUUGUUCGAGUCUUCCAACUUUUAUAGCUUUGGUCUAUAUGGAUGGUUUAACUAUUCUAUUUUUUUCUUUCAUAUUAUUACUUGUUUAUUAUGGACUUGUUUUAUUAAUGUAUUAGUAGUCGAUCUGUGCUACAGGCAGUAUGUAUUUCUUUUAUGUUUUAUAUUAAGAAUCUAUUUUAUCAAAUGUAACCGUUAAAAUAGUAAUCUAAUUGUAAAAGUUGAUUUACAAUUAACGUUGUAGUUGUUUACUU